Molecule: messenger RNA, 315 nt
Organism: Rhizopus microsporus ATCC 52813
Lineage: Eukaryota; Fungi; Mucoromycota; Mucoromycetes; Mucorales; Rhizopodaceae
Exons: 1
Source: RefSeq, a predicted model, not a curated record
AUGGCACCAAGAAAGAAGACAGCAACAUUGGCUACCAAUGGUAAAACUGCUACGAACACAGCCAAGAAAGUAGAAAAUGGCAAAGAUAAAAAGCCUUUAAAGAGACGCGCUGAAGAGUUGGAAGAAGAUGAACAAAGCGAUCAAGAGUUUGGAAGUGUUGACAUUGAUAUGCAUUCUGACGAUGAAGAAGAACAAUCUGAAAAAGAGAAUGACGAUGACGAAGACAUUGAAGAAUUCCCUGAAAUCGAUCUUAGCGAUGAUGAUGAAGACGAGGCUGACAGUGAAGACAUGGACGAAGAAGAAGAAGAAGAAGAA